AUGGCGCAGUGCGUGCGUCGGCUGGUGCUGGCGGCGACGCUCGCCGCUGCGGUGGCGCUGCUGCUGUGCACGAGCAGUGCGCCGGUGGCGCGUGCUGAUGGGACGGGCAACUUCACUGAGGAGCAGCGGACGCACACGCUGGCGGUGCUGCAGGCGUUUGGGCGUGCGAUCCCUGAGCUUGAGAAGAAGUGGACGGGCAACGACUUCUGCUCGUGGGACCACGUAGCGUGCGUGUCAGUCAACGUCUUCGUAGGUCUCAAUGUUUCGACGUAUGCCGGCACGCUGCCGGAGAUACCUGUGAACGUCGACUACAGGCACGUCAUGAUCCGGGACCUGGGGUUCUGGAAUAUGCCACUGCUGAGCGGGACGCUGCCGGACAGCUGGAGCCAACUGGGAGGACUGCUCUCCGUUACGUUGUCGGGCUGCGGCGUGAGCGGUACACUGCCCGCCUCAUGGGGCUUGAUGGUUCGUUUACGUGAAUUGACUGUGAGAGAUUGCAGGCACCUCACCGGCAGCCUGCCUUCUUUGUGGAGCUGGCUGCCUAAUUUACAGAAGCUGGUGCUGAGGCAACUGCAGCUGAGCGGUACGCUGCCGGCUGAGUGGAGCCGGGUGACGUCACUGCUUGAGCUGGAGAUCGUUGCUGCAGGCGACAUCACCGGCACGCUGCCGCCCGAGUGGAGCUCGAUAAAAUCGCUGAGAACUCUUAAUCUGGAGGGUACUCAGGUCUCCGGCACACUGCCCCCGGGAUGGAGUGAGAUGAAAUCGCUGACCAAUCUCGAGCUGGAGGGUACUCAGGUCUCCGGCACGCUGCCCCCAGGAUGGAGCUCGAUAAAAUCGCUGAGAACUCUUAAUCUGGAGGGUACUCAGGUCUCCGGCAGUCUGCCGCCCGAGUGGGUCUCGAUGGCAUCGCUGAGAACUCUUAAUCUGGAGGGUACUCAGGUCUCCGGCACACUGCCCCCGGGAUGGAGUGAGAUGAAAUCGCUGACCAGUCUCGAGCUGGAGGGUACUCAGGUCUCCGGCACGCUGCCCCCAAGAUGGAGUGAGAUGAAAUCGCUGAGAACUCUUAAUCUGGAGGGUACUCAGGUCUCCGGCACACUGCCCCCGGGAUGGGGUGAGAUGAAAUCGCUGACCAAUCUCUAUCUGGAGGGUACUCAGCUCUCCGGCAGUCUGCCCACGGAAUGGAGAGGGAUGAAAUCGCUGACCAAUCUCUAUCUGGAGGGUACUCAGGUCUCCGGCAGUCUGCCGCCCCAGUGGAGCUCACUGACAUCGCUGAGAACCCUUGAUCUGGAGGGUACUCAGGUCUCCGGCAGGCUGCCGCCCGAGUGGAGCAGGAUGUUGAGUGCCGAGAACCUGCAGCUGGAGCACUGCGACCUGUCCGGCAGUCUGCCGCCCGAGUGGUCUGCGAUGCCAAGGCUGCGUCUUGUCGGACUGAGGGGCAACCACUUCUGCGGGUGUGUGCCGGACUCGUGGGGCAAGAAUGCUGGUCUCCUUGUAAGAAUCGAGGACGAGCACAAGGGCAGGGACUGCAGGCUCGGUAACGACUGCCGCACGACUGAACCCACCACCACUGCUACCCCAACAAACACGCCUACUCCUGCGCCCGCUCCUUAG
Molecule: messenger RNA, 1611 nt
Organism: Leishmania major strain Friedlin
Lineage: Eukaryota; Euglenozoa; Kinetoplastea; Trypanosomatida; Trypanosomatidae
Product: putative surface antigen protein
Exons: 1
Coding region: 1-1611 (536 amino acids)
Molecular function (GO): protein binding
Source: RefSeq, a predicted model, not a curated record